GAAACCGACUGCACUAAUUUUAAUCAAAUAACAGCUGCAAGCAUUUUGCAAAAAGUCACAAUGUACAAUUUUCCUCAUUCUUUAUUCCGAAAACAUUGCCACUCGCCUGUUCCUAGCGAAUCACACUAAGCCGCCCCUUUCAUUCUUUAUCUCCAUGUCUCACUUGCACCCAUCGAGCCACAUUCUUCUAUUCCUCAAAAAGGGCUUCCAUUCCCGAAUUCUUGCCUCCAAUUAUCUGAUCAGGAAAGGAAUCGACAUCUUCAUUCCCAACCCACCUUCCACAUUUUCCAUCUCGAUCAUCAUUCUCCACCAUGGAUAAUAAUCACGGUACUAAUCGGCCUGGUACCGAAAACCACGAUAUACUGACAGGUCACGUAUUGAAGCCCAGUAAAUUCCUCAGCGCGUUGAGAGUUUUACAACUUCUUCUCGCGCUUGCGAUAUUGGGGUUGGCGGGUUUCGUGGUGACAUUUAUUGGGUAUUCCGGGGCGAUUUUGGAUCUUUUCGUCGUAUGUUCCUCUUUCAUCUAUCUGUUCCCCGCCCUCUCUUCUUCUGUUGUAAAAUUUCUAACAAAUGUUCCCGAUACAGGCCAGCGCAACAAUUCUCAUAAUCUUCUAUAUUCUUGUUUCCACCCACCGUUUCACGGUCAUCUACAACUAUUGGGCCAUCGCCUGCCUUGAUAUAUUCCUCGUCAUCUUCUGGCUCGCGGCCUGGAUUACUUCCGCCGUGCAAGUACGUCGUUAUCGUGGCCGAUUUAAUUACUAUGGAUGCGGAUAUUACUUUUGCAGACGCGAUCUGUUGGAAUUGGAAGAGCGAGAUGAUCUGAGUGAUGCUUUGGAGAAGAGAGCUAGUACUAGCUAUUCUACUUUUAGAGGGGUGUAUAUUGCGGCUGCGGUGUUAGCUGCUAUUGAAUUGUGAGAUUGCUUCUUUCACGUUUCUCCAUAUCAUUACCAUUUUCCCUUCAUCCGUGCGAGAAGUUUCAUCAGAAUAGAGGGUGGAAUUAAAGGGCCAUAGCUAACACUAGCCCAGCGUCCUCUUCAUCGUCACCUUCGCCGUUACCAUGGGUAAAAUCCUCUCUCAUCACGACGAAGGCCAUCACAGCAAUGCCUUCCCCAGCAAAAAACAUACAGCAAUGGAAAUGCAAACGCCGGGGCAAACAGGUCAUGUAGGACAAGCAGGUCCUAUGCAAACUGGUGCUGCAGGUCCAAAUCCUGCAAACCCUGUUGCUCACCAGGGCGUGAAUGAACCGGAAUAUUCAGGAAACGCUGCUCAGAGAGUUUGAGUGCAUAGGGAUGAGGGAAUAUGUGACAUACGUCGACUGAAUAAUUUGGUAGAAAAGUGCUGUUUCGUUAGGUCUUUUGUUCUGUUUGCUGGAAAUUAGUCUUCUGGGCCGCGCAAUCCAAAUCCAAGCAUUGUCGUCUUUUUUCGAUUUUUGGAGACAAGCUGUAUAUGAUCAACAUAGUGAAAUGAUAAUUUGUAAAAUUUCCCGUCCAUCAUGAAUUCUGAGUAUGUUUCCAAUUUUGCUCCUUGAACCUAAUUCUCGAGGUGAAAGUAGAGGAUUAAAGCUGGUUAUCGGGAUACAGCGCAUUCUUGUUUGAGCCAUUGAAGAUCUUGCGACCAUCAUCUCUUGUUUUUCAUUGACCUCGGCAUAAUGAAGCGUACGUAGGAAUAUGGAUUUCGAUCA
This is a messenger RNA of Botrytis cinerea B05.10, 1681 nucleotides long. RefSeq lists its product as hypothetical. Lineage: Eukaryota; Fungi; Ascomycota; Leotiomycetes; Helotiales; Sclerotiniaceae. The transcript has a single exon. Bases 312 to 677 code for a protein of 121 amino acids. Gene Ontology annotation, cellular component: membrane. The record is from RefSeq and is a predicted model, not a curated record.